AGACAACCUCACACGGGACAUUCACAUGACGAGAAAUUCCAGUAUCCAUAACACACGGUUUCUGAACCUUUUGGUACAGCAAAAUGCUUCGCCAACACAGGCAUUUCACAUUGUUUCUAGCAUUGUAUUCUUGCUGUUCGAUAGCUGUUUCUAGCGCCGCCGACAAGCCUCCAAAUAUCGUGUUUAUCCUGACAGAUGACCAGGAUGUUGUGCUUGGAGGACUUAGUCCCAUGAAGAAAACAGAUGAACUUAUUGGGCAACAUGGAAUCAAAUUUGAUAACAUGUUUGUUACAAGUCCUUUGUGCUGUCCAAGCCGAUCAAGCAUUUUAACUGGCCAGUACGUACAUAACCAUCAUGCCAAAAAUAACUCCAUAUCAGGUGGAUGUUCAAGUCCAGGUUGGCAAGCAGGACCAGAGAAACAUUCUGUCAGCACUUACCUGAAAGAUCUUGGUUACAGGACAUUCUUCGGGGGAAAGUACUUAAAUCAGUAUGGUAGCCGAUCAGUGGGCGGUCCUGAACAUGUUCCCCCAGGCUGGGAUGAGUGGCUUGGAUUAGUGGGUAACUCUAGAUAUUAUAACUACACCUUAUCAGCAAAUGGCAAGCCAGAGAAACAUGGACACAAUUACAGCACUGACUAUCUGACAGAUAUUUUGAAAAGUCACGCUGUAAAUUUUAUAAAGGAACAGUCAGAAGCAUCGCCUCCAUUCUUUAUGAUGGUUGCCACCCCUGCAUGCCAUGACCCAUUCACCCCUGCACCUCAGUACAAGGAAAACUUCAAUACCAGUAAGGCGCCUAGGACUCCCAGCUUCAAUACAGCCGGUGGAUCUUCAAAGCACUGGCUCAUCAGAAAUACUCCACAUCCUAUGAAGGAAUCAUCUAUCACUUCUUUGGAUAAUUUCUUCCGGGACAGAUGGCGGACACUGUUGUCAGUGGAUGAUCUUGUUGAAGACGUCAUCAUGGCGUUGGCUAAUGGAAAACACUUGGAAAACACACACAUCAUAUUCUCUUCAGAUAAUGGAUUUCAUUUAGGUCAGUUUUCCCUCCCACAAGACAAACGCCAGCUGUAUGAGUUUGAUGUUCGUGUGCCUUUUAUGAUCAGAGGUCCUGGAGUGAUGGCAAAUAAAACUUCUCAGAGCCCUAUUCUCAAUAUUGACAUAGCACCAACAAUUGUGGAGUUAGCUGGUGGAAAAGCACCUGAGUCCAUGGAUGGUCGGUCAAUUCUACCUCUUUUGAAAGCAGAUUUUCAAAAGAGCCAGAAAGAGAAGAAUGUGGAAUGGCGCACAGAUUUUCUCGUGCAGCACUACGGAGAAGGUGACCUAAAGAUUGCGGGAUGCCCAGAGCUUUCAGCUGGAGUCUCGUGUUGCUGGCCCAACUGUGUUUGCGAGGAUGCUUGGAACAACACGUAUUCGUGUGUCCGCUCACUGAGCCAGUCCGAAGACAUGAUGUACUGCGAGUUCGCUGACAAAGAGGCGUUUGUGGAGCUGUACGACGUGAAGAAGGAUCCUGCUCAACUCAACAAUAUAGUCAAAGGCGCCUCCCCGAAAUUCUUGAAAGCAAAACACAACCGCCUCGUGGAUUUGGUGUUGUGCUCAGGGAACUCUUGCAGGAAGAGCUCAAGUGAAAGCAGGGAUGUGGGGCUCUGAAGUGCGAAGGACGUCUAAGCUAUAAACAGCGUGGAAAUGCCACGCUGAAUAUCUAACACUUCCCAGAUCUGAUUAGUGCUUGUAACAGACGCUUUGACGGUUGCAGGCACCAUCUUAGUUGGGUGGCGAACACGUAAAAAAGAUACAGUAAAUGUAAGGGAAUAGAUAAGUUGCCGGGAAGUUCAAUGGUCAAUAAUAUGAGGAUGAUUAACAUUCAGCUGAAGGUUUUAAGUUUUACAUGAUAAAGGUCCACAGCACAAGAAAAUUAGAUUUUAUCGAUCACAUUUGUAGAACACAGCUGAGCUGGUGGGAAUUGCACCUUUUCUAUAGACGUUUUACCUCUCAAAUUUGACCAGUGAAUUCUCUUACUUCAUAUGUUUAGUUUUUAGUUCGUAUUAAAUGUUUCGAGAGUCGAAUUUUUCGCGAAUUGUUAGACUUUAGAUUCGUAACUUUUCUUUACAUUUACUUUACAUUUACUGACAUUUUUCCCGUGUCUGCCCCUCCUCCCCUCACCCCCUCCCCCCCUCACAAGAUGGCGUCAAAAACAUUACAUAAGUUUGAAUCGUAUUAGGAUCGGAGAAUUAAGAACUGAGCACAAUUCCCGUAUGCUUUGCUUCUCUAGCCUCUCUUCCAAGACAUUUUUUUAUAGUUUUGUGAGGAACAUAGUGAAUCUUCUCCGUCUGUUUAGGUAAAAAUGGAAUCUUCGUAGCUUUGCAAAAUUUAUUUUAUUUCGACAGAAUAAUAUACUCAUAAAUGUGCAUUUUAAGAGUUACUAUAUAGUGCUGGGGAGAAUUUUAUUUCUAGUAAUAGAAAAAAGCAGUGAAAUAUAUUAUUAUUACCUUUCAGAGUAUUUUGAAUCCGUUUAGAAUAAUGUGUUUUUAAAUAAACGUUGUUUCAGAUUAAAACAGUUUUGAAGUGAGA
Orbicella faveolata is the source of this 2564-nucleotide messenger RNA. Its product is annotated as N-acetylglucosamine-6-sulfatase-like. Lineage: Eukaryota; Metazoa; Cnidaria; Anthozoa; Scleractinia; Merulinidae. The record is from RefSeq and is a predicted model, not a curated record. Gene Ontology annotation, molecular function: N-acetylglucosamine-6-sulfatase activity; glycosaminoglycan binding. Gene Ontology annotation, biological process: glycosaminoglycan metabolic process.